Molecule: messenger RNA, 6234 nt
Organism: Brienomyrus brachyistius
Lineage: Eukaryota; Metazoa; Chordata; Actinopteri; Osteoglossiformes; Mormyridae
Gene: smchd1
Product: structural maintenance of chromosomes flexible hinge domain containing 1
Exons: 48
Coding region: 1-5979 (1992 amino acids)
Biological process (GO): double-strand break repair; chromosome organization
Cellular component (GO): chromosome
Molecular function (GO): ATP binding; protein binding
Source: RefSeq, a predicted model, not a curated record
AUGGCGCAGCACCGGAGCGCCGUUGAGGGCCGCCGUCUGACGGUUUUUGACUGCCGGACGGAGGCCUCAGAGCGGCCCGACAGAGAGCUGAGCGUCGCUGAGGAGGACCUGGACACCUUUUUGCUGGCCGUUUCGCGGGAGUUCUCGAUCGCUGAAGGGGAGACGUUUGUCUUGUCAACCACAGACAGGAAGCAAAUCAACGCUAGCCGAUUUGAGGAACUUAAAGAUGGAAGCACACUGUACCUGCUGCACUCAGUCGACCAGGAGCUACGUGUGGCCACCAAGGAGCCCAUCGUGUUCCUGCCACAUUACGACACGCUUAUCAAAAGCGGCAUGUACGAGUACUACGCCAGCGAGGGCCAGAAGUCACUGCCAUACGCCUUUGCUGAGCUCAUCGAUAACGCACUGUCUGCCACGGUGAAAAACGCUGGACUGAGGAAUAUAGAGAUCAGACUGCUUUUUGACGACACCCAGGGGAAACCCGCAGUGGUGAUCUUCGACAAUGGCUCUGGAAUGACUUCCAAACAGCUCAACAACUGGGCCGUGUACCGGUUAUCCAAGUUCACCCGGGAGAACAGUGACUUCCAGAGUGACCACACUGGCUACAUCCGUCCCCUCCCGGUGCCCCGGAGCCUGAACAGUGACAUAUCUUACUUCGGCGUCGGGGGAAAGCAGGCAGUCUUCUACAUCGGACAGUCAGCAAGGAUGAUCACCAGGCCGGUGGGGUCACUGGAUGUGCACGAGCUUGUCCUGUCCAAGGAAGAGUUUGAGAAGAAGGAGAGGAACAGAGAGGAGAUCUACUGUGGUUACAUUCGAAACAGGAAGCCAGGCGACUCCUCCCACAUCACCAGUGAGGACGAGCGAUUCCUGCACAGCCUCAUCCUGGAGGAGGCGCAGAAGGACAGCUUCACUGCCGUGGUCAUAACUGGGGUGCAGCCCGAGCACAUUGCCUUCCUGAAGAGUGACUUCCAAGUGUGGACCAGGGAGCUGGCGCACAUCUAUCAUUAUUAUAUUCACGGAGCCCAGGGGAACGAUUCAGCGUCACUUCUCAGGAAGUCUGACACCAUGACCAAGAUUGAUAUCCAGAUCUGCUUGAUGGAGAAGUUCAAAACGCCUAGGUUGCUGAACCUCCGGCAAGUCUCCAAUGACAUGCAGACCCUCUACAUCAACUCGUGUGUGGAUACCUUCGAGUUCAGGGCUCACGUGGAAGGCGACGGCAUCGUGGAAGGGCUCAUCAGAUACCACCCGUUCCUCUAUGACAAGGAGACCUACCCUGAGGACCCCUAUUCUCUUUCCAAUGCAGCUGAAGAAGAGGAUGAAGACUGUGUCAUCUUCAACCAAGAAGGCCGAGGCAAGAGGCCUAUAUUUCAGUGUUUCUGGAACGGCAGGUUGAUCCCUUAUACCACCGUAGCAGAAUUUGACUGGUGCGCCCGACCCAAGAAGAGUGGGUCCGUCCCGGUGGAGUGCUUCAACAGGAUCUCCGGAGUGCUCUUCACCAACGACCACUUCCAAGUCAGCACCAACAAACUGACCUUCAUGGACCUGGAGCUACAGCUGAAGGAUAAGGAGACCAUCUUCACCAGGGUGGUCAAUGGACAGGAACAAAGGGUGAAAAUCCAGAAGGAGUUUUCCCAGUGGUUGAAGGAAUGCCACGAAAAGUGGGACAAACAGGUGAAGUUCUUGGGCUUCCAGGGCAUCAUGGCCAGAAUGGACGUGUCCACCAAGAAGAUGCAGUCGCCGUGGGCCAAAUUCACGUCUAUCGAGUGGGACGGCAAGACGUACAGCACCGGCCAGUAUGUAAAAACAGUCAAGACACAUCCUAUCAUCUUCGGGAGCAUCAUCCAGUUCCUCCUUUAUGGCGAUCAUGAAGGAGACGUUUACGCUACUGGGGGACACGUCCAGCUGGCUGUGGAACCUAAGCAGCUUUUUGAUGAGGUCAAAACGAUCCCGAUCUGGAAGAUCGACAGGGGGGCUAAUCUGAAGUCCAUCAAGAAAUACAUCGAAGACGAGCUCGCAAAACUUCCAGACAAGCUCAGGGUGACCUGGCCAGAGGGCAAUGAAUGGACCCCCAAUGAUGUACGCUCAGCUGGUACCCCCUUUGGUCCCAUCCAGGUUGAGAUCUUGAACAAGAAAGGCGAAUCGAUGACUAGGAUGCCAGGGACCAACUUGAGCUCCUCGAAGAAGCUUCUCAUGGAGCUGAAAGUCGUCUGGCACUCCUCCACCGGCGACAUCGAGACGAACUCUCAUAUCAGCCAGCAUGGAGGAAAAUGGCCAUAUUGGUUUAAAACUAUGGAGAACCUCAGCAAGCCGGGCAGCUACACACUGCACCUGCAGGCCGUGCUGAAUGAGAGCAGCGCUAGCAUGUUUGCCGGACAGAAGCUGCCCUCCUACCGCAUGAAGUUCUCCAUCUGUGCGGGCAGUGCUCAGAAGUUCACCCUGGGGGCCGUCGUCAGCCCCCUCCGUGUAGCCGUGCCUUUCAGUAUCCCCGUGGAGUUCCUGGACGAGUUUGGGCAGCACACCAAGCCGCCCGCUGACAUUAAGCCCCUUCUGGAAUGCAGUGGCCUGGACUUGAGCUACGAAGGGACCUCAGUGAACGGGAAUGCCUUCACCAUCAAGGGCGUGAAAGCAAACGGCCCCGUGAAGAAUUUCCAGGGCAAGGGCUACAGUGUGAAGGUCAUCAUGUCAGGCAUGAAACCAGAAACUCAGCUUCUGAAGAUCAGCCUCCUGCCAGGCCUUCCUAGCUGCCUGAAGGUGAAGCCAGACAGCGCCGACAUGGAGGUGGAGAACGGCACGUGCCAAGAAUUCAGGGUGGAAGUGCAUGACGAGGCGGGCAACAUCACGGCACACCCCAAACUGAUCAUCCGCUGCCAGUUCACAGGAACCACAGACCUUCCCCUGGAGGCCUUGGAUUGUAGCAACACAGGAACAGGCCUGUUUAAGAGCAAGCUGUACAUCAAGAACGUCAAGGCAGACCACAUGAUCACUGCAGAGUUUGACAUCCCCAGCUGCAAGAAUGUGAGGACUGUUGAGCAGGUGUUGAGGGUCACACCCAGUCGGCAGGUGGCCAGGCUGGAGAUCUAUAGCCAGCAGGAAGACGGCAGCAUCAUUGCCCUGAAGGAUGGAGAGAAGGUGGGCUGGACGGCAGGGGACAUCCUGCAGGACCUGCACUUCCAGAUGUUCGACGAGGCCGACCGUGCGGUGCCACUCACCCCCAGCCUGGCCAGGAAGAUCAAGGUGAACUGGCAGGCCAGCUGUAAGGAGUUGGACCAGGGAAAGCUGCCCAACAUCCCUGUGCCUACAGUGGCCAAGGAAGAGCAUUACUACCAGGUGUCCCUGCAAGACGAGAACUCCUCCGUCACAUGCUCCUUCACCAUCAUGCCCCGUCCCGACGAGCCCAAGCGCAUGAAGGCCACCUGGAAAUCCACCACCUCUGUGCGCAUGGGGGAGUUGCUCCCCGGCGACAUCUGUCUGGAAGUCGUCGACCAGUUUGGCAACAAGACCCCAACGCUGACGUCGGCUUGCGUGAACACGUUCGGGGUGUCCGCCGACGGGCUGGAUAAAGCGAGCCUGAAGGUCACAUGGCAGGAGAGCUUGCAGUCCAUCAUCAUCCAGGGGGUGCGCUUCCUCCCUGGGGUGCCCGGCCCGCGGGAACUCUGCUUCGCCUGGAGAGAGUUUGUAGAAUGUGUGCGCCUCAAUGUGUUGGCCGGCCCACCGAAACAGCUGCGCCUUCUGGACAAGCCUGAGGAGCCCCUCCAAGUAUUCAGCGGGAACAGUAUCGAGAGUCCGCUGGUGGUUCAGAUCUGUGACGACUGGGGGAGUCCUUCCCCUGAGCCGGAUGCCAUCAUCUCCUUGAAGGCCACCUCCUCUGACCUGAAGAUCACGCUGGUGCCCCCAGCACAGGCAGGUGACUUGGAAGGGAAGGCAAGCUUCCUAGUGAAGAAUGUCACGGCGGCAAAGGGGGAGUACAGCCUGGAGUUCAGCGGCACCCUGGGCAAGCAGUUCAUCCCAGGGCCAGUGGUGAAGCUCAAGGUGGUGCUGGACCCCAACAAACCCGUCAAGCUGACUGUGAACUAUGACACGUGCUCCGAGUUCCGCGCCGGCGGCUUCUUCCCAGUGUUCUCGGUGACGGUGCUGUCUGAGGAUGGGGGAGCCAUCAGGAACCUGAGCCCGGCCUCCAUAUCCAUGCUGAUGUGGAAGGGCGAGUCCACGGGGUCCCGGCCCCCCUCCGGAGCUGCUGCCCUCAAGUGCAGUAAACCCAAGGAGACUGAAAAGGACGACUGCUUUUAUUUCAGGGACAAAAUAAUUCCAGAUCGUGUUGGGAAGUACACGAUUCAGUUCGUACUCUACGUGGAUAAGACCAAAUGCCUUUGGAGUCAUCAGUACGUCAUAAAUGUAGUGCCCAGUGUUCCCGAGAAGUUGAUGCCAGACUUUCAACCGCCGACCCCAGUGGUCUCCAACCUUCGCGAAGUUGAGAGCCGGACCCUGGUGAAGACCCUGUCACUGAAGAUCAUGGACGAGUACAGUAAUCCCGCUGGAGCUCACCUGAAUGGGAUGGUACAGGUGUCCUUCAGGGGUCCUGCUACCGGAGUGGUGGAGCUGCCUGUCUUUGAGGGAAAGGUUAAGAGCAAGUCUUUCCACCUCUCUGGGGGCAUGACUGAAAUCAAGGAUCUCGUGAUCAUGGAGAACAGCCCCGGGACGGAUGGGAUGGAGUACAUUCUGGUCUUCCAGCCCGUGGUGCGUGGGCUGCCGACGGACAGUGUGCUGAAGUCGUUCGAGCUCCCCUUCAUGUUUUACAAUGAUUCUAAGAAUCAACAGCAAAUGGCAACUCUGACCCAGAAAAAGGACCGUCUCUCUCAGUCCAUCAUCGCCUACAGGAGUCUGUUUGACACCAACAACCAGCUGAUCUCUGAGCUGAAGGAUCAGCUGCAGGACGCUACCAACAAAGAAGAUUAUCUGAAAUCUGAACUCAAGAAGAUCGAUAUAAACCCAACACAAGUGUCCACUGUGGAAGCCAUUGACGUCCUUAUCUCUCAGACGAAGGCAGAGCAGGAAAGGCUCCUGAAGCAGCCACGACGGACGUGCUCCAUCCCCGAGGCCUUCAGGAGCAACCCCGACGUCCUUGGAAAGGUCGCCCACCUGGCUCAGGUUGUGGAUGCGGACGUGGCCCGGGUCCUUUCCUGGCACCUGUCAGGUGACAUGGACUGCGUGGUGACACUUACGACGGUCGCCGCCCGGCAGAUCUACGAUGACACACAGGGCCGGCAGCAGGUUCUGCCGCUGGACUCGGUGUUCUGGAAGAACAGCAACAGGCCCCUCCCCCACAUACGGAAUGGCGUCUGCACCUUCAUCCCUCAGGGGAACCCCAUGUUUGCCCGUGACCUGUUCAUCUACCCCAAGAACGCAGAGAGCUGUCAGAUUGUUUUCGGCAACCUCCUGGGGGACACCAUCCUGGUGGACAGCCUGGACGCCGCAAACCACUACCGCAAAGGGGUUGUUCAAAGCAAAAUGCAGUGCCCUACCCUGCUGACCCGACACGGGGAGAGAGUGCGCAGUAACGGCAAGUUUGGCGGGCUGCAGAACAAGGCCCCACCCAUCGAGAAGCUCCGGGGCCAAGUGUUUGCGGCCCCGCCCCCCCAGCAAUACUACAGACUUUGCGGGGAGAUCGAUCUCCUGCAGCAGUACAGGAUGGCCAUGAUGAAGAGCCAGGAAAUGAGAGAGGAGUACGAGAGCCAGAUGGAGCACCUGAGCUCCCCCGAGAUGGUGCAGAAGAAGCAGGAGCUGAAGGAGCAGGAGCAGCAGCUCAAAGACAUCGAGACGACACUGGGCAUGUCCAUGUCCAGGAAGUCGAAAAGUCCCGGGACAAAGCGGUCCAGUCAAGGGGACGGCUCGGACAUCAACCCCAAGAGACUACGACGAGAGGGCAGAUCCUCGGCGUCCGAAUCUUCUCACGGCAUGGGGACAAGAAGAAGAACUUCUUAAAAGUGCAAAUAUUUUCCCAUCACUGAAUUUAUUUAUUAGUAUGUAAAUGGAAUUUGUACAUUUUUCAUGAUAACGAUGAUGAUUUUUUUAAUUGCUGAAACGGGCGCCUGAAUUUGUUUAUAAGUAACGCUCAGGCACCUUCGAUUCCGUUUCUCAUGCUGAUGCUUAGAUUUGACACGUUUCCCUGCUUGUUUUCGCUGUUAAUAUAAGAUGUUAAUUAUCGACGUGCAUCCUAUUAAAAGCUGCCUACAUAUU